AAAAAUGUACCAAGACAACCUUGUUAAAAAUCUGCUACCAUCUACCAGAAUGACAAAGAUGAAACAAGGCUGGACAUUUCAUUUCAAGACAAUGAUCCCAAAUUCACAGCAAAGAAAACUCAAUUGGUUUCAGAGAAAGAAAAUAAAGCUGCUAGAAUGGCCCAGCCAAUCACCUGAUUAGAAGCCCAUAGAAAAUCUAUUGAAAACUAAAGAUCAGAGUUCAUAGAAGAGGCCCAUGGAAUCUGCUAAGUCCAGGUCUUUCUGAAGCACUCCACGAGUGGCCUUUGGCUCUUGGACAACUCUUCUGAUAAUUCAGUGGUUUAGAAAUCCUUCUAUAACCCAUGCCAUCAGUAUGUUUUGCAACAGUAAGGUUGCAAAGCUCUUGCGAGAGCUCUUUGCUUUUACCCAUCAUGAGAUGUUUCUUGGUAAUGAGGUGCCUUUUUUAUAGGCCAUCAGUUGGGACUGAACCAGCUGAUAUUAAUUUGCACUGACAAGGGGAAGGAUUGCUUUCUAAUUACUGAUUUCAGCUGGUGUCUUGGCUUUCCAUGCCUUUUUGCACCUCCCUUUCUUUAUGUGUUCGAUGCAUUUUCCCCUCUGUCAUUUCACAUUAAUACACAUAACUUAAUUUAUGGACAUCUAUGGUUUGGUUUCUUUGUAUGUGUGGAUUACUUGGGUUGUUCUGGUGAAAAUUUCAUGUCAAUAGCACCUUUUGAAAUAUUGUUAAAUAACCAUUUAACAACUAGCAAGGCACUCACUGAGUAGUGUUUAGGUAGUAGUGGUAGUUAACAUACAUCUUAAGAAAUAUUUAGCGGUGGGAAAAAGGGCAGUUGCAAAGCUACUCCCUGUAACAUAACAGGACAUUGUUAUUUGUGCUGUUGGGGAAUAAUGUUCAGUUCCAAAGUUUCUCUGUGACAGUCUUCAUGGGGGAAAGAAUAUCAUUUUAGCGUGAAAAAUUCUUUCAUAAGGCAGACCUCAGUGAAUUACUGGGGCUGAAGGACUAUAUGGGGGUAAUGUACCUCAUUACUCUGGUUGAAAAGGUGGUGCCUGUGUCUGACGAGCAUGUGAAGGUGACGGAGGAGAACUUUGAUGGAGUGGAGGUGGUGGUGUACCAGCCAAAACAGCAGGGUGGUGACAGUGAGCUCAGGAGAGCUGUCAUAUACCUGCAUGGUGGAGGAUGGUGUCUGGGGAGCGCCAGGAUGAGUCCGUACGAUUUCCUGGCCAGAAAAAUAGUCACUGAGCUAGAUGCAGUGGUUCUUUCUGUAGAGUACCGCCUUGCCCCUGCUCACCAUUUCCCUGUCCCAUAUGAGGAUGUAUACAAUGUGGUCAAACACUUCCUCCAGAAGAGGGUGCUGGCCCAGUACUCUGUGGACCCAGGACGCAUUGCUGUGUCUGGAGAUAGUGCUGGGGGAAACCUGGCAGCUGCUGUCUCCCAGCAGUUACAAAAAGAGCCUGGACAGCAGGUUCAGUUGAAGGCCCAAGCACUCAUCUACCCUGUGCUGCAGGCUUUGGACCUUAACACCCCUUCCUACCAGCAGAAUCAGGACAUGCCCAUUCUUCCCCGCACCCUCAUGGUGCGUUUCUGGAGUGAGUACUUCACCAGUGACAAGGCUCUUUUCAGAGCCAUGAUGGCCAACACCCAUAACUGCCCUGAAUCUUCCAGCCUGCUGAAGUUUGUCAACUGGAGCGCCUUCCUGCCAGAAAUAUAUCAUAAAAAAUACAACUACAGUGUUCCUGCUGUGGCAGAGGGAGUUGGAGGGAAGGCAGUUGGGAUGGAUGGACCAUCUCAAUCCUUUGCUGACCCGAGGGCAUCGCCCCUGCUUGUUCCAGACACGGCCUUACACACUCUGCCCAAAGCCUACAUUCUAACAUGUGAGUAUGAUGUUCUCCGAGACGAUGGGAUCAUGUAUGUCAUGCGGCUCCGUGCUGCCGGUGUUGAGGUGACACAUGAACAUUAUGACACAGGAUAUCAUGGAGCAAUGAUGUUCACUGUGUGGCCAACCGACUUCCUGAUUGCACGUCGGAUGAUAGACAACUAUAUUAAAUGGCUCAAGGAAAACUUGUAAAAACUCUUGAGUAUUAAUAUCCAUUCCAGUUUUUCCACACAGUGCGCCAGAGUUUGAUUAGGUGCAUUUGUUUCCCAUCUGGUGUUCUACUUUCUGUUCAUUUGUUUUGCUUUGGACUUUCGAUUUUCUGUAAAUAUAUUGAGCAAUUUAUUCACUUCUUUUUCCACUCACAUUAGAUAUCUGUAGGAAACAGAAUUUUGAAAGAACAGUUCAUGCUAUGUUUUUUUUAUUUUUUUUAUUUUUUCACAAAACCUGGUUAAGUACAGCACAACACAUGUGAUACCAUCACCCAUGUAUAAAAGUAUUACAGUGUUUAUUGUCCAACAAACACAGUACUACUCAGAAAGGUCAGAGGGUAAAAAUCAUUCACAUAUGUAAAGAUGGAUGACGUUUCGCCACUUCCUUCCACUGUACAAAAAUGAUGAGUGUCAUCUUGCACUGGUCAGGUCAUUUGGAGCCAGAGUCUGUGCAGUCAUGAUCAGGUGGUGUAGCUGUAUUCAGACACCCAUCUGACUCAAUUGCAAGCAGGGCUCAGGUGUCAAUCAUGACACCACACUUCCUUUCAAUAGCACCAGGUAAGUAAAACCAAACUUACCAGAAACGUGAACACUUGAAUCUAGAUCAGUGUGGUAAGAACUACCUUGGUUUUAUUUUGGCAUAUGCUCCAUCUGCUGACAUGGAGGGGAUGGGGUCAUGCCCCAUACUGCAGUCAGCCACCAGGGGGUGAUUAAGGUGUUCUGGCUUCAUUUUUGGGAGCUCUAAUGCCUUCCAUCUUCAUAUAUGUCAAUGAUAUGUAAAGUCAAACUGUGGAAUAUGACAAAAGUUGCUGUUAUGCGUGAUGAUAGUAGCUGGCCCUGUGUGGUGCUGUUCGUUGUUGUUUCCCAGCACAGGACCUGCUACCUGAUCUUAUGUCUGUUGUGUCAGUGUCAAUACUAGAAGUGAGCAAUGCAUGGUACUAGAUUCAGUGCUUUUCCAUUUAGGGUUUUAAGAAUACAGUUUAAUACUUGGCGCACAUGAAGAGGAGUUUCACAAAAGCCAAAAAUUUGGCCAAAGUCAACAUUUAUCACUGAGUGCAGCUGAUAUUGAAACCUAAGACUGUUUUGAUACAUAUAAUUCCUGUGUUCCUGACAUUGCAUCAAAGGGUGACAAGUGAUAUUAAGUUUAACAAAGAAAGAACUAGCCCUCAGUUGUGUAGCCCAUACAUGUAAAUUAAUGAGCCACAUUCCACCCAGAAUAUUGGUUUAUAAGUUAAGACCAAGCUGUGAUAAGGAGCAUACCUCCAAACAUUCUUCACAUCAUGCCUACACGCAUUUUUAGUGAUUGAGCUUUGUGUGAUGUAGCAAUACGUCAAAGAGAGGGUUAAUAUCCAAGAGGGAAUUAGAACAACAUUUUAUUUGGAGCCUUAAUAUUUACAGCACAGCACGUGUCAGCAUCUUGAGAGUUCUCUACAAUAAAUAUUAUAGGCUGUGUGUGUGUGUGUGUGUGUGUGUGUGUGUGUGUGUGUGUAUUCUAACCCCAUCUUUGUUCAAGCAUGAGUUUACUGUAGUGUAGAUUAAAAUGCUUUGCAGGUGGCAACCCAGAAAUUACAGUCAUUUGAGAAUAGCAAUAAAUUUCACUGAACAAUAAAUUUAACCAUCUACAUGUUCACAAUAAAUAAGCUAGUAUAGCUCCCAGUAAAGAGCUGCCUUGGUGUAAUGAAUAUAAGAAAUGGCACAGUGGCGGCUGCGCCACUGUUAGAUGAAGUUUCCUGCGCAAGAUCAAGUACCAGUUUGAUGAUGAAAUUUGGAAUAGUGUGCAGACAGGAGACUGGCGGUAAGACUGUAGCCAUAUCUCUAGGCUGUGACUUGUCUAUGACUGCAGUUUGUUAGUCCCUGAAUCUCUGCUAUAACAACAUUCGAAUGAAAUGAAAUUGUAUUUGUUUUUCCCUGAGGCCCAACAGUCAUAUGAGGUGGCUUGAAACUACGCACUUGUCUCUCCCUUUUAUCUUUCUGUCUGGGUGACGUCGUCCUGUGAGUUCACUGCACAUGGGAUGGUUAUCUAAAAAAUAACAGGGAGGUAAAAGGUUACCAAAAAUAACCCUUGAUAUAAAUGCCUCUGUUCUUUAAUAUCUCACUGUACUGUUCAGAAAGAGUUAUGGUUGAUAUAAACCAGCUCAAAGGUUUUUUUUUUUCAGUUUCUCAUUUUCACAAAAAAAAUUGCAUUACACAAUUGCAUUAAGUAUGUAACUAAGAAGAGACAGCUUUACAGUUGGGUUUUGUCAUUUUCUGGAGCACUGUUACAUUCUCAGAUGUAAAUAUGAUUACUUCUGUUUUUGUUUUGAACCUCCUCCUGGUAAACUUAACAAUUUGCAUAAUUUUUGAUUUUAAUGGUGUCUGUCAAUAAACUAAAUUUACCUUUAAACUA
Messenger RNA from Scatophagus argus, 4466 nucleotides. It is a transcript of the gene aadac, whose product is annotated as arylacetamide deacetylase. The record is from RefSeq and is a predicted model, not a curated record. Gene Ontology annotation, molecular function: carboxylic ester hydrolase activity. The transcript is spliced from 5 exons. NCBI's taxonomy places the organism in Eukaryota, Metazoa, Chordata, Actinopteri, Scatophagidae. Bases 1002 to 2063 code for a protein of 353 amino acids. Gene Ontology annotation, cellular component: membrane.